AUGGUCCUCAGCUACCAGCUGAUUUCCUGCUCGUGGAGGAAGCAGCGUCAAGCCUCCCUUGGCGUGCCGCACAGCGGCUCGUCAGCCAUCCACACAACCCACACUCAUUCGGAACCAACACCCUCCUUUCACACCUUUUUUCAAAGGUUCCUGCGGCUAUUCUCAUAUCCUCGCGACAACGGAGAGGCCUCGGAGAAGGGUGUUCCAUCUCCAGGACCGAGAGAUAGACCGCGACCGCUGCGGGCUCUUCUACUCUCCUUCACACAUGAUCACAGUCCCUCUUCUGGCCCAACGGAGUCAUCACAUGCUUUUCAACGGACUCCUCACCCCACAAUCCGCGAGCGAAGAGCGUUGCGGGCUCUGCGACUGAACACUACCCUUUCGACCUCCCCUCGUAAACAAUACCCUAGCACACCGUCCCCGCUCGCGUCGUCGCGCAAGCGUAUAGGUCGUCUCUUCCUUUUCGGUCCUACUACCCCAGACACCCCGACGCCCCUUCCACCUUACCUUUCUCCGACCUCACCAUUCAGUCGCCGCCACUACGCGAAGCUCGACGAUUCCUUGUACUCUGACUGGUCGAAUAACGCCAAGUAUCAUACAGAGCGGCCGCCGGAGGCCAUUCUCUCGCCCUGGUCUCCAAACGAGCAUGAGUAUCCCUAUCCACCGUACUCGCCUCUGGACGUCAAUUCUCUGAGCGGGUUUCCCGGUACCCCUCCCCCUUUGUAUCCUCCCCCUCCCGCAUACCUUCCCGAGGUGCCCACACGGGCUACGAGAAGCAACCCCACCACUCCGACACGCCCACGUACUUCUCGCAAUGGUGCAGCUAGCACGCUGGUCCCACCUGUUUCGCCUAUCGUUUCUUCUCUGAAUGAGGAGAUCGACGGGGAGAUCGGCGGCUGGGACAUGACAUCAGAGAUUCGGGCGGCAUUUGCUCACACAGCUAACACUUGUGAAGAUGAUGAUGUGUUCGUCAUAUCCAACGAGUCCGACGAGGACGGUGCGUCGUCGGAGCUGGACACAGUCAGCCUCCGCACGGAUGAGUCCAUAGAGCCCUUCACCUUAUAG
Messenger RNA from Dichomitus squalens LYAD-421 SS1, 1065 nucleotides. RefSeq lists its product as uncharacterized. The record is from RefSeq and is a predicted model, not a curated record. NCBI's taxonomy places the organism in Eukaryota, Fungi, Basidiomycota, Agaricomycetes, Polyporales, Polyporaceae. The transcript has a single exon. The coding region runs from base 1 to 1065 and encodes 354 amino acids.